This is a messenger RNA of Chelonoidis abingdonii (Abingdon island giant tortoise), 3518 nucleotides long. NCBI's taxonomy places the organism in Eukaryota, Metazoa, Chordata, Testudines, Testudinidae. The record is from RefSeq and is a predicted model, not a curated record.
CAAUCGACUCUGCUCAGCCACGACAGCCGCACAAUGAGCUCUCUCCUGUUCCUAGUAUUAGUUGUAUACUUCAAAUACACAUCUGCUUCCCAGACCACUGACUGUCUGCACCUGAGAGAGCAAUGCAUUCGUGCUGCAAAUGGAUGUGAAAGUGUCUGGAAUGUAAUUGAAGAUGCCUGUAAUAUUUCAGGUAACAGCUGCAAGGCAAAAGAUUCAGUUGGCUGUAAUACAACCAUUCAAUUCCUGGUUGACCAGUAUCCACAAUUUAAAAACUGUAUCUGCACCAAAGAUGAUUUUUGUAGCUUCAAACUGUUGCUUGGGAAACAAUGUGCCAUUAAAAAAGGGCAUUUGGAGCCUUCACUAAGCCCAGCUAUCCAAUUAAAUUUCAUGUCGCACUCAAAACCCAAAGGCAUUCAACGCACCGGGGAAUCAGAAAAUGACUGCAGUAUUGCAAAGCAAAACUGUCGAGAAGACCAUAACUGCUUUAUGAUGUAUAAGAACUUUCAAAGAGUUUGCAGAACAGAGGUGGCAAAAUGCAGCCUCCAAAUGGUUGGGCAACAAUGUUUGUCAGCAUGGAAGGAGCUGAGGAAAACAGUGCUGGGGAACUGCAAGUGUUCAGAACCAAUUCAAAAAAGAUGUGCUAAAAUAUGGAAGAGUAUCUUUAACAACACUUGUUUACAGUACAUGCAGGAGAAUCAAGCUUUUACUAUGAGGGAAGAAGACUAUGAUGAUGAGAGAAAUCAGGGCAUUCAUCCAGAUAAUAUUAACAUGGAAACUAAGUUACAAUGGAACUUAUCUGCUCUUUCCAAACAUGAAUACACAGAGAAUGGAACCUGUUUUGAUGUAAACAAGGAGUGUAUUGAAGAUGAAGUAUGUAAUAAACAGUUAUCUCUGUACCUUAAAGUUUGUUCAGUAACUAGAAAUCAGUGCAACAUGGAACAAUGCCAAGCAGCCAUAAGGUUCUUCUAUCAAAAUAUGCCUUUUAAUGUUGCCCAGAUGUUGACUUUUUGUGACUGCACCCAGCCUGAUGAAUCUUGUCAGCAAGCCAAAGAACUUCUUCAUGGCAAGCCAUGUGCAGUCAACAUAGUUCCCCCUCCUUCGUGUCUAAAUGUAAUUCACAGGUGCAAAGACAAUGAAUUGUGCAGGAAAAAAUAUGAAGUGUUUCAGUCAAAGUGCUGGAGACAUGUGACGAAAAGAUGUUAUGAUGAUAAAGCUUGCCUUGAAACUUUAAUUGAGGAUGAUCUGAAUUGCUCUGGAAGUGCUGACUGCAGAGCAGCUUACAUUGACAACUGGGGCACCAUGCUUCGGGUGGAAUGCACUUGUAAUACUGUCCCACUAGCUGAACAGUCCUUGUGCAAGCUCUUCCAUCACCUGCUUCACAGCAAGUCCUGCUUCAGUCAGAUUUCAAAAGGAAAGACAGACCUUCAGAGGAUACAUACUGAUAUGCCAGGAGAAAAGCUUCCCAUAACAAGGUUGCAUUCUUUAUUUAAUGGUGAAACAAUCUAUAUUAUUGCGUAUACCUCUUGCAUAGUACUCAUCCUGGGAACAGCCUUGGUGGCUCUUCUAAAGACCAGCCUCCUCUGUCUUUCACUGAAGUCAGUGGAAACCUUCCUGUUGAAUUCAAGGUGGCAAGAUGCAGUCUGUUUUUACAGAACUGUAAUUCCUGUGAUCUCUUUUAGUUGCUUUCUAAAGAUAUAGUCCAUUUUAGAGAUUUUCCAGUCUUCGAGGCUGGGGGCCCUACAUACCACUUAGGCCCAUCCGAUGUGAAAAAUUUAUCUUUUCCAUCAUGAGUUUUACAUGUUCUACAGGGCCUUGUUCAAGCCCUAUGGACUGAAGUGCAUUUCAGUACAUUAUAUAAUUCUUGUCCUUUGUUUUCUUUAGAAUUAUUUCCUGUGCUUUUCAUAAAUUAUUUUCCUAAGAAUCCCUUAGGUGAAAACCAUCUGGCCUUGAUGAUUUCCUGAAAAUGGGUUCCUUGCUAACUUGCUUCUUGGAGACAAGUGCCAUUAAAAUGUGCACUUUUCUAUUGUCUUCUACAAUAAAGACAUAUGCCAAACAUCAUUAUUAAUUUUAUUGGGAAUUAUGAAUGCAUCAACAGGAGAAUACACUGGUUAGGCAUUUACCAUGCUACUGAUUCCUAAUGCCAUGUUUUCUAGUUUAAAUAUAUUAAAUAUCUAUUAUAUUAAAUACAUUAGUAAUAGAUAAUCAACUGAGAAUUCCAGCCAGCAGCAAUUUCAGUUUUAAAGGUAUUAAAGUCCCUUAGACACCACAGCGGUCAGAGUGAUGGCUAAUAAACAUAGUUAGAUUUGAUUUUAUACAUAGUUGUAUAUAUUUUUAAAUGUUGUGAUAUGUGGCAUAUGUAAUCUGUCACCGACUGCUCUUUUAUCUAAUGAUAAUUAGCUGGCUAGUGUCUUUUAGGCAUUACAGCAAAAGUGGGUCUCCAGGAAGGAUUUGAAAGAGAAGUUGAUAGUGACUUUUGCAGAUCGGCUCAGGAAAGGCAUUCUAUGUGUAUGGGGCAUGGAGUGUCUGCACCUUACUAUCCUUAUGUGCAGCUGUUCAUCAUGCAGUUUUUGGAAUAAUUACAAAAAACACUAAGGUUACAUAUGUGAUCUAGAACAUAUUUUCCACCUCAGUGUAUAGUAUAAAGUAUUAGGAUGGGUUCAGGCACCCACUGAAAUGUACAAUUGUUUUACCAUUGAUGACACUGGGUACAGGCUCAGAUGGUAAUUUGGGUGAUUUUAGCUCAUAUAAAAACGUUUGUUUGUUCUGCAUUUGUGAUAUAUAGAGAAGCUCAAAAAUAAAAAUUGAAAGGAAAAUUUUAAAUGAUCUGAGAGUUGUACUCUGAAUCAACUUUGAUUACCAUAACAUGAAUAUUUCUUUACAGAGGAAUAUUCUGAGUUAUCAAAGAUCUCAUAGUUAAUGGAGGGAAGAAAUACGUUUCCAUGGUAACUUAGAAGAGAUUCAUCAGUUGCCUAUCAUUUUCCAUUAAAGCAGAUUGGAACAACUGAUAAUAAAGGUAAUCACAAGCAAAUGCACUCAGAAUGGAUUACAUCUUACCAGAGUAAACAUUAGAGUAUGUGACGGAGUGACAGCUGAUAUUUACUAACGCCUUACGUGUGACUUAGUUAACUGGAGUUGCUGAAUCUAGCAUGUUGUAAUACGUCAGCAUAUCUGUUUCAACAAACAUUUAGAUAUGUUUUAUUUCACCUUUAAGAUUAAUGCCAUCCACUGCAAAACAGUAGGUGCAGUUAACCGGUACAACCAUGUGACAGUUCUUCAGCAAAUAUACCAUGUCUCUGGAGGAUGAUCCAAAGGGCUACAUUAACAUUGGUUUUAAUCAUGCCCUCCUGCUAGGCCAUUAGGAUCAUGAUGGCAGAUGUUAAGUGAAACAGGAAACAGGAGAUUGGAAGACAAAAUGUUUCCAUUUAGUAAAUGUAGUAUAAAUAAAUGCAUAAAUAAAAAUAAUUAACAAGUCAAGCAUGGGAAAUGUUGCUGGGACAGUUCUCAGGUUGGAUACUUUU